UCCUGUAUGACUGAAAACGAAAGGAAGACAGAUAACUUCUAUUUAUAUACCCUGUACCAGUAACAACUUUAUUUGGUGUAAAGUAAUCUGUCUGGUGAAUCACUUUUACCUGAGUCACCCUUCAGAGAUCCACACCGAUCUGUCAUUAAGUGAACUAACUAAUAUAGAACCAUAUAACUUGGACGUUUUUUGUGAGUAUUUUAUCCAACUUAACCUUUUCAAAUUGCAGCUGUUUUAUACUCUGUUUUGAUAUGCUGUAGGUAAAAUGUAGUUUAUUUCCUUCUAUAUAUUUAUAUUACCUAGUCAGACUAAUUUCCUCUUUCUUACUCGUCCAGUUCUGCAGUAUUGUGCAUUGACACAAUUAUUUGUGGUCAGGGAGGGAAUUCCUUAAAAUUGGGGAGGAUAUGACCAUGUGGAGAAGAGAUUACUUUACUACUUCUGCUGGGGCACGAAGAAUGGGUCUAUCAGGGCCACGGAAUGGCAGAAUCUACAUCAUGUACCACGGCACCUCUUGGUGGGCUGCACAGAAAAUCAUGGCUAAAGGUUUUUGUCCGUCCAACCGUGGCAUGUUGGGGCAGGGUGUGUAUCUAUGCCGGGACCUGGAGAAGGCUAGUAGAUACCCCCUGGACCUCACUGAACACCAGAAGGUUGUCAUCAGAGUUAAAGUCAAUGUGGGCAAGGUGAAAACAAUAGAUCGCCAAAGCCACCCUUUGCAGAAGACAUGGCAUGACGAAGGUUACGACUCAGCCUGGGUUCCUCCUAACUGUGGCAUGGUGAAGAGUGGUUUAGAAGAGACCUGUGUCUGGGACCCAAAAAGGAUUACUGUUUUAGACACUUUCAAAUCAAAAACAGAACCCACCUUACAAAGUGAGGACACUGAUGAGGAAGAGGAGGGGGGGGAUGAAGAGGACACUGAGGAGGAGGAAGAGGAGGAAGAGGGGGUGGAGGGAGAGGGAGAGGAGGAGGAUUAUGAGGAAGAGGGGGUUGAUGAAGAGGAGGAGGAGGAGGAAGAGAAAGAAGGGGUGGAGGGAGAGGAGGAAGCAGAUGGGAAAACUGAGGAUGAGGAGGGAGAGGAAGAGGAGGAGGAGGAAGCAGAUGGGGACACUGAGGAGGUGGAGGAGGAGGAUGGAGAGGAAGAGGAGGAAGCGGAUGGGAACACUGAGGAGGAGGAGGAGGAGGAGGGAGAAGAAGAGGAGGACGCGGAUGGGGACACUGAGGAGGAGGAGGAGGAGGAGGGAGAAGAAGAGGAGGAAGCGGAUGGGGACACUGAGGAGGAGGAGGAGGAGGAGGAGGAGGGAGAAGAAGAGGAGGAAGCAGAUGGGGACACUGAGGAGGAGGAGGGAGAAGACGAGGAGGAAGCGGAUGGGGACACUGAGGAGGAGGAGGAGGGAGAAGAAGAGGAGGAAGCGGAUGGGGACACUGAGGAGGAGGAGGAGGAGGGAGAAGAAGAGGAGGAAGCGGAUGGGGACACUGAGGAGGAGGAGGAGGAGGGAGAAGAAGAGGAGGAAGCGGAUGGGGACACUGAGGAGGAUUAUGAAGAAGAGGAGGUGGAGGGAGAGGAGGAUUAUGAGGAAGAGGAGGAGGACUCAUGUUGAAGAUAAGCAGGCCAUUCUAUGAACUCAGUGGUGUUUUUAAUACAUCUACUCUCCCUCUCUCAGGCUGAGGGACAGAAGCCACCAUCAUUGGAAAAAGGUUGGCUCAUUUGUUGUUUUGGGAAAGUAAUUUCUGUAGAUGUUUACUUACGUUAAUGAGAUUCAUUUACAUGUGUCCCACAGGUGUGAGACAUGAUAAUGCUCAUGAUUAGGGACAUUCGUUUUUUUUCCUGACCACAAUGGCCUGACCAGGAAAAACUCCAGGCUCUGGUUAUGAUACACAUAUUUUGGGGCCCAGAGUUGUUCCUGGUCAGGUACAUCAUACUUGAUAUAAGUUGAAAGAAGACUGCAAGUGCUUCACAUGUACUGUAUAGCCAGAGGAUAGUUAACAUGUUUUUGCACUUGCUGACCUUUGGUGGUAAAGCUAUUACCAUGCUGACAUCAGACAUCAAUAUAACAACCAUAGAAAUAUGGCUGAAAACAAAGCUAAACCUGUCAACUAUCUACGUAUUCAGACAUUAUACUGUGUUACAAUCUAGCCAGACAGGGUAUUAUUAAUACAAUCAUAACACAACAAAUACAACACAAAAGAUUAUUCAACUCUUCUCCAUCCUUGCACAGUGGGGGAGCUGUAUAACACAUACUCACACAGACACACACACAAACACACACACACUGCAGCAACAUGUCCAGCCCUGGUCUGUUAAUCUGUGUGGUCAUCCUCUAAGGUCAUGGCUGACACACAUCUCCAGCACUGCUGACAGAGCUUUCCUCAGUGUGCUGUUACCCAACGUCUAUGUGUGUGUGUGUGUGUAUGUGUGUGUGUGUGUGUGGUGUUUCCCAAUGUGUGUGUGUGCCUACUAGCUCACCAACCAGCACCGCACACAGACUGCCUGUCACCACACGGCCACGCCAAAUCCCCUUGUAUACCUCCCCCUGUCUCCCUCCUCUCCCUGGCUAGCUAACUGUUUGUCUCCCCUUUCACCCCCAACUCACCCAUCUCCACUGCCUGGCUUCCUCACCUGUUAAGACUUUCUCCACACAGGAACGACCAGGGAACAUGGGGUCCUUGAUGAAAAUGCAUAUUCUGACACCCGCAUUGACGGAUAUUGUGGCCUUACCAAUACAGAGGCAAUCAGACACAGACACACACACACACGUUUUGUUCUUCUAUCUUCAUGGGGAUUGUCAUGACGUUGGCCUGGCGGGUAGGUUUAUGACAGUCAUAAAUACCUCUUCCCCUCUUUUUCCUCUCUCUACCCUACUGAGGUUACAUUUGCAAAACCCUUGGUUAACAUAGAGAUUCUGGGAACAUCAGAAGGUGGGGGGAAAUGAACUAUAUUCUGGUAAUCCGAACAAUUGAACAUAUGCGGUGGUACUUAAUGAAAAUGAUGUCAGUUCGGUUGUCAUCUGAGACAUUCUCAUCAAUGAUAAGAUGACAUAAACUCUACAGUGGAAAGUCUACACAUCAGAGUUAUCGGAUUCACAUGGAAUUGUUGUUCAAUUUAAAUGUUUGAAUAUGGAAUUAUUUGUGAUGGGAUGAGAUGUGAUUUUAGCUUCUAAAAUGUGAGAUGUGGGUUUUCAUAAGAUAGGGCUGCUCAAUCAGUGGCCCACCCCUGUGAAGGGACAUGGGCUAUAAAACCUUUCAAACACGCCCUCCUCUCCCUUCCUAUAUAAGCCUUUGACGACAAUAGAACUUCCUGUUCCGGGGAUGUAGGACGACGGUCCGAUGUCAGAAUGGUUCAGAUAAUAACUACAGAACGAAGCCAACAUCAGCGUGAGCUUUAGUUGCGAAUGGUAUGAACUUUGAACUCUUAUUCACUACAGAAGUGAUACCUCCUAGCCGUUGAGUUAGCAAUCGCAGCUGCAAACGCAGGUUAGGAAGGAACCGACAGAGUAUCCCGUCUACCACACAAUGACGUUACUACAACGUAUCCAAUUGACAACCAGAAACAUUAUUCAAAGGACUCGGUUGGGCAACACGGCCUUCCAUCUACCACCAACCUACAGAAGCGCAGCUCAGAGUAAAUAUUUAUUUCAUUUUCCUUUUCCAAAUGGGUGGUAAUUUAGAAUGCAUAAGAUACUGUAUUUACGAUAGCACAGCUUCGCCCUUCGUUCCUCAGUCUUCCCGAUCUUUCACUCAACCCAGACCCUUUUCUUUUGUGUAACAAGCUGUCAUAUCUGUUCCGCCCGCUAGGGCCGUUUUCCUUUAUGACGUCAUUUGUAAUCAAGUUAUGAUUUAAUUAUGUGUAUGUGUAAUUCUGUGUGAUUAGUUAUGUAUUUAGUAAAUAAAUUAUUAAACCCAA
Molecule: messenger RNA, 3898 nt
Organism: Oncorhynchus nerka (sockeye salmon)
Lineage: Eukaryota; Metazoa; Chordata; Actinopteri; Salmoniformes; Salmonidae
Product: cilia- and flagella-associated protein 251-like
Exons: 1
Coding region: 405-1595 (396 amino acids)
Cellular component (GO): cytoplasm
Molecular function (GO): NAD+ poly-ADP-ribosyltransferase activity
Source: RefSeq, a predicted model, not a curated record